Fukomys damarensis (Damara mole-rat) is the source of this 3790-nucleotide messenger RNA. RefSeq names its product KIAA0930 ortholog. NCBI's taxonomy places the organism in Eukaryota, Metazoa, Chordata, Mammalia, Rodentia, Bathyergidae. The transcript has 9 exons. The record is from RefSeq and is a predicted model, not a curated record. The coding region runs from base 148 to 1416 and encodes 422 amino acids.
CCCUGCUCUGGCCCAGACCGCCAGUGACGGGCAGCUCAGGUUUUCCUUUCUACCUAAGCUGCUGAUUCAUGCCCAGGCGGGAGCUGGCCCUCUGGCUGCCGCUGGGUGGAGGACUGGGGCUCCUGGGAGGCAUCCCCACCUCCAUAGAUGCCCCGGGGGAGGGGGGCAGCGUGGCUCCAGGCCCUGUGGGAUUCUGACCCAGAAUGCAGGGGGCAGGGCAGGGCUUGCUCAGGGUGGCGGACCUCUCCGCCUCCUCCUGCAGGCUGCCUCAAGGAUGACCGCAUCGUCUUCUGGACUUGGAUGUUCUCCACCUACUUCAUGGAGAAAUGGGCCCCCCGGCAGGACGACAUGCUGUUCUAUGUUCGCCGGAAGCUGGCCUACUCAGGCAGUGAGAGCAGCGUGGACGCGAGGAAGCUGCCCGAGGCUGAGCCCGAGGUGGAGGUAGAGGUGUACCGGCGGGACUCCAAGAAGCUGCCAGGCCUGGGCGACCCGGACAUCGACUGGGAGGAGAGCGUGUGCCUGAACCUCAUCCUGCAGAAGCUGGACUAUGUGGUGACCUGUGCCGUGUGCACACGCGCCGACGGGGGCGACAUCCACAUCCAUAAGAAGAAGUCGCAGCAAGUGUUUGCGUCCCCCAGUAAGCAUCCCAUGGACAGCAAAGGGGAGGAAUCCAAGAUGAGUUACCCUAACAUCUUCUUCAUGAUUGACAGCUUUGAGGAGGUGUUCAGUGACAUGACCGUGGGAGAAGGAGAGAUGGUCUGUGUGGAGCUGGUGGCCAGCGACAAAACCAACACGUUCCAGGGAGUCAUCUUCCAGGGCUCCAUCCGCUAUGAGGCGCUCAAGAAGGUGUAUGAUAACCGAGUGAGCGUGGCCGCACGCAUGGCCCAGAAGAUGUCGUUUGGCUUCUACAAGUACAACAACAUGGAAUUCGUGCGCAUGAAGGGGCCCCAGGGCAAGGGCCAUGCCGAGAUGGCUGUCAGCCGUGUGUCCACCGGGGACACCUCCCCCUGCGGCACUGAGGACUCCAGCCCGGCCUCGCCCAUGCACGAGCGGGUGACCUCCUUCAGCACACCCCCGACGCCUGAGCGGAACAACCGGCCCGCCUUCUUCUCCCCUUCCCUCCAGAGGAAGGUGCCCCGAAACCGCAUCGCGGAGAUGAAGAAGUCGCACUCGGCCAAUGACAGCGAGGAGUUCUUCCGGGAGGACGAGCGCGGAGCUGACUUGCACAAUGCCACCAACCUGCGCUCCCGGUCCUUGUCUGGCACGGGCAGAUCCCUGGUCGGGUCCUGGCUGAAGCUGAACAGAGCUGACGGAAACUUCCUUCUCUAUGCACACUUGACCUACGUCACUUUGCCGCUGCAUCGGAUACUAACAGACAUCCUGGAGGUACGGCAGAAGCCCAUCCUGAUGACCUAGCGUGGCGGAGCCACAUGGAGCCCUGGCCCUGAGGCCCGGGGACUGCUGCCAAGUGCCUACCUGUCACCGCCCGGGGUCUUCUGUGACAACCAGUGCCAGGGCUGCAGCCAGGCAGGGCCGCUGGACUCCGGGGCCAGGGCCGAUCCACAAACACCAGCCCAAACUGAAGUGCCUCGUCCUCCUCCCCUGCUGGCUCUGCUCCUGCCCUGCAUCCUCACCCUUACCCCCUGCCCAUCUCCGGAGCACCCUCUGCACCCAGAGAGGACCAGGGUCGCCAGGGGGCCACUGACAGCGCAAGGACAGCCAGGUCCAGAUUGAGCUUGGCCACAGGCCACGUCCCAACCAGACACAUAGCAGGCGGGCGCCAGCCAGCCAGGCCCUCCAUGAGUCUCACUGACCAGCCUUCCUUGCGAGGCCCCUGGAAGGUUCUGUGACUGUACCCUUGAACUUCAGCAUCUGUCCCGACCCAUCUUCCCCUUGUCACACUUUGACACAGUGGGUUCCGGUGGGGAGAUGAGGACAUGACCUAAUCAGCGGCUUUGCCCUGGGCUGGGAAUACCUCACCCCAUGCCCAGUUCCAGAACAUUCCCGAGCUGAGCAAACAGUCCCCACCCCUCACCCCCAGAAUGGCCUUUGCUUCCAGCCAAAGAACACCGCCAACACACAGCCUCCUGCCCAGCGGCUGGAGAGACCUGCAGAACUCGGGUCCUGAGGGAGGUGGGAGGGCUCGGUAGCCAGGGUAUCUGAUGGGCCGGGGUUGGCAUCCCCCUUGGGGCUCCAGGCAGACGGCGUCUUCUAGGGUGGGAGGGCCUGGCACUGUCCCCUUGUCCGGUUUCCUGCAGCCAGUGUGCCAUCUGCCCCGGGCAAGCCCUGCGUGCGCAGCUGUGGGCUGGUCUCUCCCCAGCGCCCGGAGCCUCCUUGGCCUGCCUGGGAGUCCACCGGAAGCUGCCACUCUGUUACUGUUCUGGCGAGGCCCUCAGCCCCCCGGAGGCUCUGAGUACCUGGGCAGAGACCUCUUUUUGGCAGGAGAGAGCAGGAGCUGUUCUCCCAUCUGUCUCUCUUCCUUGGGCUCCGGGGACAGGGACUACUUUGGGGCUUUCUCUAGAUUUUGUAUGUUGUUAUUAAAAGCGAGCUAUUGCAUUUCAUUCUGCCUCAGUUUGCCCACCUGUAAAAUGGGGCCGAUACCACCUACCUCACUGACAUCUCCAGGAUUCGAGCGCACGGCCAGUCAGGGUGUGAUCGUGCGUCGUUCCCUUCACUGGGCUGCUCCUCGGUGAGCAGGAUCUCACAUCCGCACAGCCUCACCCAGCUAAUCGCCUCCCCGGGGCGCGUGCUUGCCAGUGUCUUAGGGCCGCAGUCAUCCCAGAUGGACCUCCAGAGUGCCCAGUGCCCUUCCCUUGUUUGUGGCUGAAAGACCCAUAUGUUAGGGAUGUUUUCCCUGGUCAUUCUGGCCAGUGACAGCUGCUUAGCUUGGGAGGGGCCUCCCCGUGGCGGAGGGGGAGAGCUCUAGGAGGCCCCUCCCCUGGUGCCCCUGGGCCAGGCCCUCCUGGCUGGGCCCGUGGAAGGUGGGGUAGCUGAGAACCAACUGCGGGCACACGUGAAGGCGCUUUGCAGGUCACAGAAACGGGCAGAUGUGGAGUUCUGUUUAUUUAUUUAUUUGCUGUGCUGGGGUUGGAAUCCCGGACUUGGAUUGUGCCAGAGGAGCGCUGUGUCACUGAGCUGCGCCCCAGGCCCCAGGGGCAGGGCUCUAAAGGUCACCCUGCAUCUGUAAAGCCUCUGACUGAAUUUAAAUCACACUCGGAGGAGCUGAUAACUCAGAGUGCUGGCUCUCACCCUGAGGUUUACUGUUUGGAAUGGUCCGUGACAUGCGGGAAAGUUAGAGGAACAGGUCAGGUAGAGCUAGAGCCCAGCCUCCCGGUGCUGCCGCCCUCCUGCUCCUCCAAGGCCGUGUCCACGCCUGUGUCCUAUACAGUGUAGGGAUGACCAAAGCUGUGUUCAUGUCGCUGGGAAUCGGAGUUAGAAGUUUCCUUUGAGCAAACGUAGGUGUCUGUGUUUUAGAAUAUUAGGAAGAAAGUUGUUUUGCUUUUGGAGUACCGGGGAUCAAACUCAGGACCCGGUGCUUACAAGGCAGGUGCGGCGCCACUGAGCUAAAUCCCCGGCCCUGUGUUUUCCCUUAAAGAAAUGUCAUGAUCCUAGAUUCUGAUUAGGGACAGAUGUAUCUUUGUUUACAGACUUUUCUGCCUCCAGCACUUGGAUGAUCUUGGUGGUAUUAGGCUGCCUUCCAGUGUCUUGCUGGAACUUCUAGUUGUCCAUAAAAGCAGCCAAGGUUCAUUUUUGUUUUUUUUAAAAAAGACUAUCAUUUAAAACACAAAUA